This is a messenger RNA of Megalobrama amblycephala (Wuchang bream), 6492 nucleotides long. It is a transcript of the gene ly75, whose product is annotated as lymphocyte antigen 75. Lineage: Eukaryota; Metazoa; Chordata; Actinopteri; Cypriniformes; Xenocyprididae. Gene Ontology annotation, molecular function: signaling receptor activity. The record is from RefSeq and is a predicted model, not a curated record.
AUGGGUAGCAAUAAACAGAAACAGAAAAUGCUGCAGGAGUGGCGAGGCAACAUCGUCAAAGGGGAUUUUCUGUCGCUUAAAGCGUGAGAGCACAAACCCGGGCUGUAAAAGCAUAUGUAGUCUGGAGAGACGUAUGACUGCAGUCAGAAGGGGUUGUUUACAUUUCUAAUCAUGGAUUGGAGAACACAGCAGUUGUUUUACACUGUAAUAUUCCUACUUUCAGGAGAAAGAGCGGCUUUAAGUUACGCAUCAGUUGUAAACAGCGGAGAUGACACGUUUACUAUCCAGCACAAUGGCAAUGGGAAAUGCCUCCUGGUUCAAAAUGAAGCUUUGAAGUUGGGAAAUUGUUCGUUAGUCCCGGCCGUGUCGUGGAAGUGGGGUUCGGGCCACAGGCUGUUCCAUGUGGAAUCGUCUAAGUGUUUGGGUCUGGAGGUGAGCUCCAAAACCGUGACCCUGUUCAGCUGCGACUCCACGGAGAUUCUGCGGUGGAAGUGCUAUGAGGACGUCAUCUACACAGAAUACCAAAUGAAACUCAGCGCCGGGCCUAACGACUCUGUAACCGCCAAGAGGGAUGGACAGGACACUUGGAAAAGAGGAGGGAGCUUGGAUAACAUAUGUCAGCGGCCAUAUCAAAGAAUGCACACAAGUGGGGGGAAUUCUAACGGGGCACCCUGUGAGUUCCCCUUUCUCUACAAUGGGACCUGGCACCACAACUGCCUGCCUGGCACUGACGACAGAACGCUGGAUUGGUGCUCUACUACAGCAAACUAUGAUCUAGAGAAGAAGUGGGGAACUUGUCUGAAAUACGUGGAAGGAUGUUCUACUUUAUGGGAGGAAGGCCCAGUGAAAGGUCGCUGCUAUCAGGUUGUAUCCACAGCGGUUGUGACCUGGCACGAGGCGCGGGACGCCUGUCGUAGUCAAGAUGGAGAUCUGCUCAGUGUGUCUAGCCCUCAAGAGCUUGAGUUCUUUAAAAAUCAGAAAGACUUGCCUAGCAAGCUGUGGAUCGGCUUGAACCAUCUAGACUGGAUGCAAGGUUGGCAGUGGUCAGAUGGAUCAGCUUUAUAUUUUGCCCCUUGGGAAACAGAUAUCCCAAUAAGAUCCCUUAUGUCGGACGAGGACUGUGGGGUUCUGAAGGAGCCGCUGCAUUUUGGCGCAGAGACGUGUGAAAAUCGGCUUCCAUUCAUCUGCAUGAAGAAUAACAAAGACAAUGAGAGUACAGACAGGGAGGUGUAUAAGCCGACAUUGUGUAAAGAUGGAGAUUGGAUUGGGUGGAAAGGAUUCUGUUAUAAACUCCACAGUGCAAAAGAGUCGAAAUUGUCCCAUCAUGAAGCUCAGGACGUGUGUAAGAUGGAUGGAUCUCAUCUUGCCAGCCUGCACAGUAUAGAUGAUAUAGAAAUGCUACACACAAACUUUCACUCAGAUAAAAAACCUGAGGUAUGGAUUGGUCUUUGGGGUAAUGGAACCACCUCUGUCUUUGAAUGGAUUGACGAAGUACCAGUGUCUUUCACAUACUGGGCCAGAGCUCAACCUCCACCACUUCUACCAAAUACCAUCAACUGCGUGUACUAUUCAGGAGAGCAUCAUACAUGGUCUGUGUCUGACUGUGAAAAGCCGAGGGCUUACAUGUGUAAGCAAAAAGGGACUGUGAAUGAGAGCGCCCCAGAGGAAGGCUGCCCUCAAGAUGGGAACUGGAAGAGACAUGGCGAUGCUUGCUAUAAAGUAGACCGUGAGCUUGUGUUCUAUAAAAACAGCUGCCACAUCACUAUUAAUAACAGAUUUGAACAGGCCUUCAUUAACAGUCUCCUGAAAGAGCAUAUCGGCAAUGAAGUGUUAUAUUUCUGGACGGGGCUACAAGACACUAAAGGGUCCAGGGAGUACCAGUGGAUCAGUCAGGAUGGGACAGCCGACCGGGUCACCUACGUCAAUUGGAAAUGGCUAGAACCAGCUUUUCCCGGUGGCUGUGUGGUGAUGUCUACAGGGAAUCUUUUGGGCCAAUGGGUUGUUAAAAACUGCACUUUUUUCAAAGCUGGUAAUAUCUGUAAGAAACCCAUAAAAUCGAUGGUCCAUCCCAUCCCAGAUCCAUUUGUGCCCAACCCCAAUGCUUCCUGCGCACCAGGAUGGGUCUCAAGAGAAGGCCUAAACUACUGCUACAAGGUGUUUCAUGAGGAGCGUUUGACCCGGAAGCGCUCGUGGGAAGAGGCGGAGCGUUUCUGUGAGGCGCUGGGUGGUCAUCUGCCCAGCCUGACUGAGACUAAAGAUAUGCAGGCGUUACAUUUAAUCCUGAGAGACUCUAUUAGUGAUAAUCGUUUUUUCUGGGUGGGACUAAAUCGGCGAAAUCCAAAUAACAACAACAACUGGGAGUGGAGUGAUGGGCGUCCGGUCUCCAUGAUGAUCCUUCCUGAGGACUUCAAUGAAGAUGAUGCCUAUAACAGGGAUUGUGUUGCCUUUAAGACUUUGAAAGGAACCUACAGACCGUUUCUCUACUUUUUCUUUCAUAAUGUUCUUCCACGGUCUUUUUAUCCCAGCACCUUUCACUGUGACGCCAAACUGGAAUGGGUGUGUCAGAUUCCACGAGGUCAAACACCAAAAACACCAGAGUGGUACAACCCAGAUGGGCACCAUAACACAUCAGUGUUUAUAGAUGGCCAGGAGUUCUGGUUUGUAACAGAGCCAAAGUUGUCCUUUGAUGAGGCCGUGUUGUACUGCAGCAGCAACAACAGCAAACUCGCUACACCCGCCAGUUUUAAUGCGGCCCGCCAAAUUCAGGAUCAACUUCCUCAGCAUUCAGGAAAUGGCGUUGUGAGGUGGUGGGCAGACCUUCGUUACCCUGGUCCUCAUGUUCCCUUCAUGUUCACCCCCAUGCACUACUAUCAUUCAGCGUUCCUGGGCAGGUGCCCUUCUAUCACUCCUAUUUCUAUUGAAGCCGGUUUCAGCAGAAGCUGUAAUGAAAGACAGCCAUUUGUGUGUGAGACCAUGAAUGUCACCUCUGCGGAGAAAGGAACCCCAGAACCGCAUAUAAAAGGCAGCCAAUGUGAGGGCAUUUCCCAGCACUUCAAAGACAAGUGCUACUGGCCUUUAUCUAAGCCUUAUUUCAGAAACUUCAAAGAAGCCAAUGAAUUUUGCCAAACACUGAAAGGCACGUUGGUCACCGUAUCGGACCAAGUCGAACAGGAUUUCAUCACUACAAUGUUACCUAAAUUACCUGAGCAACCUCCGAAGAUCUGGAUUGGUCUGAAGUUCAAGCUUCAUGACACUCAGUGGGUGGAUAACUCACCAGUUGCAUAUCUGAACUUCAAUCCUCUCCUGCAUGGCCAGUUGCGACCCAUAUACAUCAAUACGUUUGAACAGGACUCCCUAGAGCUCUGUGCCUACAUGUACAAUGAUGAUCAUUCUGACAUGAUUGGCACCUGGGACUACACCUCCUGCUCUGACCGGCAGAAUAUCAGCAUCUGCCAGCAUUAUGCAGAUAAACCAGAGAAACCUAAGCCUGAGGAUGACUUCACGGUUCAAAAUCAUACAUUUAAGGUGGUACAGCAGGACAAUUUAACAUGGACAGAGGCUCUUCGGUUGUGCCGGAGCAAGGCUAUGGACUUAGCCAGCAUACCGAAUACAUAUGUCCAAGCAGUGCUCACAGUGCAAGCUUCUCGAAGAGGACGGCCACUCUGGAUUGGACUCUUUAGCGAAGAUGAAGGGGAGCACUACCGCUGGACAGACAACAGUCACACUGAGUUUAACCGCUGGUCAUCUGAAGCCACCAAAGGGCCCUGUGUGUAUCAGGACACUGAUGGUUUCUGGAAAGCCACCGAAUGUGAAGAAGAGCUUUCAGGAGUGAUCUGCCACAUCCCACACAAUAAGACCGUCACUCCUGAAGUGGAUUCGGUCACAUGUCCCCACAAAAGCAAUGGACAGAACUGGAUCCGCUUUAAGAAAAACUGCUACACUUUACUGCUGGGGUCCUCCAGGUGGGGCAACAAAGACAUCAGUGACCAGCAGAUCUGCAAGACUCUUGCCGGGUAUGGAGAAAUCCUAACCAUUCGUGAUGAGACGGAGAAUGAUUUCAUCAUGCAGCAGUUGCAGCCGUUCAAAAGCUUGGUGGAGUUUGUGUGGCUGGGAAUGAAUAAGACAGAUGAACAGCUGAAAUGGCUAGAUGGCAGCAAUGUGCAGUUCUCCAAUUGGAAAUAUGGUAAAAGACCAAACGUCACAGAGCGCUUCAUGGCUGGCCUCAACGUGAUUGGAGAGUGGGAAAUAAUAACAAACCAACAACGUUUCAAUGUCUUCAGACAGCGAAGUAUUGUGGUGUGCAAGAUUGAAAAAGAUCCCAAAGAUGAAUUCAUGAAGGAUGUGGUUGACGUUAAUACUCCGGAGGGCAUUAGUUACCGUCGAGUGGCCAAGAAAAUGGACUGGUAUCAGGCACUGCAAGAGUGUGGCAGCAAUGGAGGCCAUCUUGCCAGCAUUAGUGACAAAACGACUAACGACAACAUGGCGCUGAUCGCCAAAAGGGACGGCUUUUCACUGUGGAUUGGCCUCUCCAAACAAGAUGUAAGUGGAUGGCCCUAUGAGUGGUCAGAUGGGACCCCGGUAAAAUUCAAUCCAGAUGGUUUUGUGAAUGACGGCCAUGGUUCUGAGGAAAAGUGUGUGUUUGUUGACUCCAGAGGCACCUGGUCAACUGUUAACUGCCAUGCAGCCCUAGAAGGGGCCAUCUGCUACAACCACAUCAGUGAGGGAACUAGAGCACAUCUCUCUUCUCAGUCCAGCAGCGCUUGUCCCAAGAGUGAUGGUCAGACCUCUUGGGUCUUGUUUAAAGAUAAUUGUUAUGCUUUCAACAUGUACAACUACUCUGUCUUUACCAUGGAGAGUGCCAAGAACGUGUGUCAAAAACUGGAUUCUUCAUCCAAGCUGUUAACCAUCAAGAGUAAAGAAGAGAAUGACUUUGUCUCCAACUACAUGAUUAAGAACCCUUCCAUCACCAGCCGAGUGUGGCUGGCACUCAACAUUGACGACAAAGGUAAGCCCACAGGUUGGCAGGAUGGCAGUGAACUGGACUUCUCUAGCUGGGAUGCAAAAUCAGGGCCGAAAUUAUCACAGCAGGCAUCGCAGAUCUGCGCAGUCAUGGUCUCCAGCAACGGCAGCUGGACCCAAGCCAGCUGCUCUGACAGCCGCAGCCGAAUCGUCUGCAAAGCACCUGCCCAUCCAGGUAGUCCCGUGGCUUUGAUCUUCUUCAUCAUUGUCUUCCUCUGCAUCAUCGCUGCAGUCUCCUUCAUCUUUUACCAGAAAAACAAGCAUCGCUUCCAUUCGACUGUACGUUACCAACGCAACUUUGAUGACGCGGACAGUACGAGUAUGAUCAAUGAUGCAGAAUGACGCCUCAACUGAAUAAUGUCAAAUUAAAUGGUAGCUAUGAUGUGCCUUUUACUACAAACGCUCCUCUGCGCCAUCAACAGAAACACCAGCUUCCUGUGGUUCAAACUAAGGUUAUUUAUUAUUAUUGACCAAUUAUUCACACAGCAUGGCUUCAAUGGGACAGUUUGUGUAAAUGAAAAUAAUAGUGCGGAUGUUUGGAGGUUUUAAUGUUUAAAUUAAAAUGUCUGAAAUGCUUGUGUGUAUUUUAAUGGGAGGACUGCUGGUACUUACUGUACUAUAAAAAGUUGAUUGUGUUAUUUUGGCUUUUCUUGAAAUGAUGUUAUUAAAUCAGGGUUUUUCACUCCUCUUGAGCAGCACUGAAUAUUAACUUGCGCUUAGAGCUGGGAAGAUUUUAAGAUUGUACAUUUUGGGAGCUUUUCCUCUUUUCUUUUUGAAGAUGUGAUUUUAACAGAGCGACAAGGAUCCCAAAACUUUCAUUCAUAGUUAUUGUUUUUCUUUCUUUUUUUCUUAUUUGAUUUCUUAAUGCCACUCUUUGAAAUGUUAAUAGAUUUAUUAGUCAUCACUUAAUAGAACAUUCCUUUCAAACUUGCAAUAAUGGUGUUUUUUCACAAUGUUUUAUUUUCCUGUGAUGAUGUAUCAUGUACUUCUCCUGACAUUUAUGGAUUGGUUUUGCUUUCAAUACAGUAAUAUCAGAGUUCUGUAAAACAGCUUAUUGUAAAGCAAUAAACACAGUGCACUUAGUGCAGCACAAGAUGCUAAUGAUAAAAUGACAGUCAGAGAUUAUAUCUAUGCACUCUUAUGCUUAAUUUACUCAAACUACUGAAAUCUGAUGCACUUUAAUGAGCUGUUUGAAUCUAACUUAGUGAAGAAUUUAGUACAUACUUUGUAAAUAUUUUAUUAUAUUUUGUUGUUGCUGUUGAUUGUUUGAUUGUUUGUUUGGGUUUUUUUUUCCCAAACUACACCAAAGAUGAUUUGGAAAUUGAUGGUAAUAUAUUACAAACCCAAAAAUGUUCUCUAAAGACAACGCUGCUUUUGUAUAUUUUUUCUUGUCUUUGAUUUGAUUUACAUAUCACCUUUCCUCUGUUUUGACCACAGCAGAAGAUGCUCAAUAAAACAAUGUACGUCUUCUAA